This is a messenger RNA of Sphaeroforma arctica JP610, 179 nucleotides long. RefSeq lists its product as hypothetical. The transcript has a single exon. The record is from RefSeq and is a predicted model, not a curated record. The annotation marks the transcript as partial. NCBI's taxonomy places the organism in Eukaryota, Ichthyosporea, Ichthyophonida.
AUGGAUAAUCUGGAAAUAGAUCCCAGUGCGGCUAUAGCCGAAGAAGAAAACCCGGAACCUCCACAACCUGGCAACAAGAAGUUUGUUUCACCAUAUUUGGAUGCGCAGUUAAUGCACGAUGCUGAGGCGAUGGCAGCAGCUUCACCGAAAACAAAGAAGAAGAAGAAGUUCUUUAGCGG